AUGACAGCGCGGAGACAUAUUUAUGAGAAUACUGGGAUGAUCAGUGACAUAAUAAAUUCUGGGACAGCAGUGAUUAAUUUUGAUAACAAGGGUACAACGGACAAUGCGCUGUUGAAGAAAAACCAUUUUUAUUACAAAGGAAAAAUAAUUGAAUCUCAUGAAUGCUUUGAUACUUAUAUUGCCCCUGGUACUCUGGUUAAAUUUUCCGGGUACAAUUGGUCCUCAGCAGAGUACUCAGACUGCACUUGGUACGCAACCAUGUGCUGGACAAUUGAUCACAACCCAUGGUCCAGUGUUGUGAUUAAAAGCGGCUUGAUGUUUAUAACAGGACGAGUUGCUGAUCUUAAUGGUCGCCGGGGUGUCAUUGAGUUGACUGAUAACUCAGAAAGAGUUCAUAGAAUUUUGUUCGUGGCUACCAAGUUCUAUCCCAAUGGCCAAAAAUUUUCUGGCAAAAUUCUAUCGGAAGAAUUGACUAUUGGUCAAAGUAUUAUGUUUGACGCAAUUCCUUGCAUUCCUGAAGAAAAUGAAGAAGGCUGCCAGUGGUUUGCUUCGUGUGCCUACGUUGGCUACAGACCUUACUUAAAUAUCAAGACGCCUGAGAAAAUUAAUGGUGUAACUGGUGGAUUGUCGCCAGUUUCAAAUAAAUGUACUAAAAUUGAUGAUUAUAAGGUCAAUACUAAUGCUAGCUGCUUUAAACUUAUCAAAGAGUACAUGAGUAAUCCAGAAUCAUUGUUCGUGUGUGGAAGAGGGAUUGUUGUCGACAUUAUUAAUGAUGAAUUUGGCGUUUUGCUGGGUGAAUUCGGUGUUAAUCAUUUCCAAACAAUUCUGUUUCACCGCCAUAGUGUGUUUAUUGAUAAAUUUUGUUUAACCACGGUUAAUCUGGCGGAAAUAUUUACUAAUGGAGAUCGAUUGAAAUUCAUCGCCGUUGGAGCACCGCCGGGUUUUUUCACUGAAUGGAUCGCCGUACAAAUUUCCGUGAUUUUGACUGACUUGAAGAAAGAACCAGACGAAACUUGUUCAGAAUUUAGUGAUUCUGUUUAA
Messenger RNA from Cotesia congregata, 1041 nucleotides. The record is from the annotation of a GenBank genome assembly. NCBI's taxonomy places the organism in Eukaryota, Metazoa, Arthropoda, Insecta, Hymenoptera, Braconidae.